This is a messenger RNA of Scatophagus argus, 4218 nucleotides long. RefSeq names its product neuron-derived neurotrophic factor (gene ndnf). The transcript has 4 exons. Gene Ontology annotation, molecular function: protein binding. The record is from RefSeq and is a predicted model, not a curated record. Gene Ontology annotation, biological process: extracellular matrix organization. NCBI's taxonomy places the organism in Eukaryota, Metazoa, Chordata, Actinopteri, Scatophagidae. Bases 1395 to 3110 code for a protein of 571 amino acids.
UUCAUUUCCCUGCACUCUUUAAAUAUCAUGUCACGAAUCGUUUGGUGUCACAUUAUUCAACUGUCUGAUAUCUUUGGAGAACCCGACGUUUUUAUCUGUGUCAGUGUGAAUUUAUCAAGUAGGAAAACGAGCAGACUAGUUGCUUACAAAUUAACAUGUCAUCUAUCCAAGUCCUGCGGGAAGCUGAUUGCAGCCUGCAGCCGUUCAUGUGUGAAAAUCUGCAGCUCCAUGACAUGAAAGACGUUUCUCCUGGGGAGGAAACGGCAGCAUCCUCUAAAUCUAGAUUGCCUGCUCAUCAGACGUGGACCCCCAUCAAGCCAUAAAUUUGGGGCAAUUCAGUUCCGAGACAGUCAAUGGCUCUUAUCUUGGAUAAAUAUUUGCUUCCUUGGCCUUCAGCCCAGCAACAGACUACAUCACUAAUGCCUAACUGGGAAUUUCCACAGAUGAUCAGCAACUUUGCUCUGGUGCCACAACCCAAUUCACUUUGCCAAAGAUUCUUGCGUUCAUCAAAGUUGCUCUGCAGCGGAGGUACUUUAUAAUGGUGCUAUGCACACCCAGGCAUCAGGGCCCAUGAUAAAACUUGCCUACACGUAUAGCCCCGAGGGUUGCGUGACUUCUACAAGGCGCUACUGCCCAAAGUAAUAAUUUCCAGGGAGCAUCAGAGUAAACAGUUAGGAAAUUUUAAAAAAGUAAGAGGGGGAACCCCACUGUCUCUAGAUUUAUGCUCUGGGUGACAUCUCACUGUCUCACUGUUUAUGCAGCAGCACUAGACCCGCCUGCUCCUCAUGUCAAGUUUAAAAUCAGUUAUUUGACUUUGAAAAUGUAAAGAAUUCAGGUGAUGUGUCCGCCAGAUCUGCUUUUCUGGUUAAAGUUUGAGGGCCAGUCAAACCCAGGAGUAAAUCUGUCUGGUCCUAGACUGUGUUUUUUUUUCCUUGUGGUGUGCUGAAGGAGUGGGCUGGUUCUGUGUCUUGGAGUCUUCCUACAGAGAGCGCAGGGAAGAAGUUCGCACCAGUUUUGCCUCCAAUCCAGUGGAGGUUUCAAUAGCAGCAGCGCGGCAGGGGAGGGACGCACUGCCAGCACUCAGGAUACCCACUCACUCACACACACACACACACACACACUCACACACACUCCUGCCCACUAGAGACCAGUUAAAUCCGCAAGAAAACUGCAAACACGCACCAGAGCAGUCGCCUAAUCCGGUUGAUAGGCACCAACGGUAGAAGUGAGAACCGAGGGAAGUACUGGACACAACUUUUGAUUUUUUCUUUUUAAUCGCUUUAGUUGUAAGGCACUUUUUUUAAAAAAAAAAAAAAAAAUCUUGGUGAUAUCAGAGCGACUGUGAGAGGCAGAGCCAUCCUUCAGAUCACUUCGCCGCUUCAUACUCUGAAAGAAUGAGGCAGUAUAAAGGUUGGAGGGUGGUGUUCCUGGUGCUGUUGGGGCUUGGAGCUCUGGCUCAGAAGCUGCCCACGAGAGACGAAGGACUCUUCCAGAUGCAGAUCAGAGACAAAUCCCUCUUCCAUGACUCCUCUGUCAUCCCUGAUGGAGCUGAGAUCAGUGGCUACCUGUUCAGAGACACACCCAAAAGGUACUAUUUUGUGGUGGAGGAAGACAACACACCCUUGUCUGUGACUGUGACACCUUGUGAUGCUCCUCUGGAGUGGAAACUCACCCUACAGGAGCUGCCAGAAGAGGCCAGUGGAGAGGGAUCAGGAGAGCCUGAACCUCUGGACCAGCAGAAACAGCAGGUGACUGCGGACGAGGGAACGGAGCUCUUUACCUACAAGGGUAACGAUGUGGAGUCCUAUGUAGCCACCAGCACGCCUUCAGGCCUGUACCAGUUGGAGCUGCUUUCCACAGAGAAAGACAGCAACUUCAAAGUGUACGCUACCACAACUCCAGAGUCUGACCAGCCCUACCCGGAGCUGCCCUAUGAUCCUCGUGUGGAUGUGACCGCACUGGGCCGUACCACUGUCACGCUGGCCUGGAAGCCGACACCGACGGGCUCUCUCAUGGGCCAGCCUGUCCAAUACUGUGUAGUGAUAAACAAAGAGCACAAUUUCAAAAGCAUGUGUGCUGCUGAAGCUAAGAUCAACGCUGAUGAUGCCUUCAUGCUGACUCCGAAGCCUGGUAGAGACUUUAGCCCAUUUGACUUUGCGCACUUUGGCUUUGUUCCCUCUGAUAUUGGUUUUGGCAAGGAUCGAGGCCUCACAAAUAACAAGAUCUCACGGGCGUACACAGCCAAGCCCAAAGCAUCAGACAUUCAGAAGGUGUGUAUUGGCAAUAAAAACAUUUUCACUGUGUCAGACCUGAAGCCAGACACACAGUACUACUUUGAUGUUUUUGCUGUGAAUUCUGCAACCAACACCAGCACAGCAUACGUGGGAACAUUUGCCCGCACUAAAGAGGAGGCUCGUCAGAAGACAGUGGAGUUGAAGGAUGGCAAGGUAUCAGAUGUUUUCAUCAAGAGAAAGGGGAGCAAGUUUCUGCGCUUUGCUCCUGUGUCUUCCCAUCAGAGGGUCACUCUUUUUGUCCACACAUGUCUGGAUGCUGUGCAGGUCCAGGUGAGGCGUGAUGGCAAGCUACUGCUCUCUCAGAACGUAGAGGGGGUACGGCAGUUCCAGCUGAGAGGGAAACCAAAAGCCAAGUACCUGAUCCGUUUGCGAGGCAGCAGGAAAGGGGCCUCCACUUUGAAGGUUCUAGCCACCACACGACCCAGCAGCAAGCAGCCCUUCCCCUCGCUGCCAGAGGAUACGCGCAUCAAGGCUUUUGACAAACUGCGCACCUGCUCCUCUGUCACUGUGGCCUGGCUGGGCACGCAGGACCGGAACAAAUACUGCAUUUACCGUAAGGAGGUGGCUGACAAUUAUGGCGAGGAACAGCGACGCCGGGAACAAAACCAAUGCGCUGGACCAGAGACCCGUAGGAAGUCAGAAAAGGUCCUGUGCAAGUACUUCCACAGCCCGAAUCUGCAGAAAGCUGUAACUACAGAGACCAUCACAGGUCUGGAGCCAGGCAAGACGUACCUGCUGGACGUUUACGUGGUGGGACACAGUGGUCACUCAGUUAAAUACCAGAGCAAACUAGUGAAAACAAGGAAAUAUUGCUAAAUGACUCUGCAAAGAAUAAAUCUAUUAUAAAUAUAUAUAUAUUAAAUAAGUUUAUUUAACUCUAAGUGAUAUUCUACUAAGGAGUGUAUACAGACUGACUACUCACACAGCAGAUGGGCCUGUGGCAGUGACUGAACUGUUUGUAGAGAAAGAUAUCAACCUGUAUAUUUAUGUUUACAUUUCAUUGUGGCACCUCUGGGUGGCCCAUAGUGUGAGGUGCUUUGUUACCAGGCUUGUCAUCAUGUUGCCACUGGGGAGGCAGAACUUCAAAGAAGAUCAUCUUUCAUCUUGUAUGUUUCUUUGUUGCUGCAUGACAUUCGCUUUUGUCUGUCAUAUUUGUGUGAUUUUCUUUCAUUCGCUUUCAGAUCACAUUGACUGAGGAGAUACAGUAGGAGCCCGCAUUGUAUAGAUCUCUCACUGCAUAUUCACCACGUUUUAGGACGAAUUUAAAUUAUUUUAUACUUUUUGUCUCUCUUUUUGAUUGUCUGUUUUUAUUGAUGACAAUUAUAACUGUUACGAAGAAAUUCCAGUUUUAUGAGGAAGUUGUCCUAGUUCAGACAUUCCCUUAUGUAUCUCAGCCAGUGUUUGCUCUAGAGCCCAUCUUGUAAAUGUGUUCUGUGCUGGAGAUCUGUGUUAUUAUCACUGUAUCGCUGUGUGUGUGUGUCACAUGUACAGAGAUGUCCUGCCAAUAUUCAUGUACAUAAACACUAAAUAUAGAACAAGUAAUCCCUCUGUCACCCUGGGUGUCAUGUUCUUUUGCCAAGCAGUUAACAUCACAGUCAUGGCUCUGAGAUCAAAGAGCACACAUUGUGUUUAUAGACUCAGACUCUUAAAUUAGGGUUGCAUAAAUGGAACUUGAAACUUGUGAUUUGAAAUAACGUGAUCCUAAAAAUGAUUUGUGAUGAGCAAAGAUUGACAGAGGAUGAAUUAUUUGCUGGGAAUACUAAAAAUAUAACUUUUAAGACCUUUUUUUUUUUUCCAGAUCACACAAGUGGUGCCUCAGCUCCACGAGAAAAACAUUACCUCUUGACUGACUUUUGCAAUCAGUGUCUCACUGACAUACAUUCCCACUGAUGUACAAUAAUAAAUCAGUGCAUCUUGGCAUAUG